This is a messenger RNA of Beta vulgaris subsp. vulgaris (sugar beet), 1785 nucleotides long. RefSeq lists its product as uncharacterized. The transcript has 3 exons. The record is from RefSeq and is a predicted model, not a curated record. NCBI's taxonomy places the organism in Eukaryota, Viridiplantae, Streptophyta, Magnoliopsida, Caryophyllales, Amaranthaceae. Bases 1 to 1785 code for a protein of 594 amino acids.
AUGGUUAUACAGUUCAUGAUGAAACUAUCUGAUCAGUAUGCAACCAUCAGAGGUAAUAUGUUAAUGAUGCAGAAACUACCUAAGGUCACUGAAGUUUACAGGAUGUUUGCUCAGGAGGAACAGCACAAAGAGCUUACUGUUGCAAGUUCUUCUCACACUGAAUCUCACUCUGAUUCUAUGGCCUUUAUGGCAGAUAAAAGAAAAUUUCCUAAUAACAACACUAAAUCUUCCAGCAACAAUGUGAAAUACAGUAACAAUUUCAAGAAAACCAGCUACACUAAAGGCUCAGGUGGAUCCAAGAAUGAUAAACCAGGCUCCAAAUACUACUGUACACAUUGUGAGAUUCCAGGUCAUAGUAUUGACAGAUGCUUUAGAGUUCAUGGCUAUCCUGCCAACUUUAAAGGCUUCAAGGAUAAAAAGGUGGCAGCCUUGUCAUCUAAUGAAGAAAUGAUCAUGGAUACUAAUGAGGAUGCUGCUGGACCACACUUGUCCAUGGAUCAAUACAAUCAGCUUAUGAGCAUGCUCAAGGCUGCACAACCAAGCACCAGUUCCUCCACUCAGGCUAUGGUGGCAGGUAAUAACUUCUGUUUACUUUCUUGCUCUGAAUACAACUGGCUACUUGAUAGUGGUGCAACUGACCACAUUUGCUCUGACCUCACAAAUUUCUCUGACUAUAAUAUCAUACAUGAACCUGAUAAUUUUAUUACUAUUCCUAAUGGAGCUAAAGUUCCAGUAACACAAAUUGGUUCUGUGAAGCUGACUCAUGACAUUAUACUUCAUAAUCAAGGGAAGUUGACUCUUCUUGGUAAGCUGAAGGCUGGUUUAUACAAUGUCCAAGACAAGAAGGUUUGUCCAAGUGUUGCUAUUGCUGAUGUCUCUAAUAAAACUUGUCUAACUGCUGUUGAAGAUGCAAAAUUGUGGCAUCUUAGAUUGUAUGGUGUGCCUCCUUCACUAUCUCACUUAAAAACUUUUGGCUGUCUUUGCUAUGUUUCCACUCAUAAACACAAAAGAUCCGAGUUCAAUGAUAGAGCCAAGCCAUGUGUCUUCUUAGGUUACUCAGAUUCUCAAAAAGGCUAUAAAGUUCUAGAUCUUGAUAGUAAUAAACUUGCUGUCACUAGAGAUGUGUAUUUCCAUGAAAGACAUUUUCCAUAUCACCUGUUCUAUAAACAUUCUCAUCCUCCUUCUAAUUAUACUAAUGCCAUAUACUUGCCAUCUUGUUCUGCUCCUCUCUUUCAUGAAUCAACUUCUGACUCUCUUGAUUAUUCUUCUCCCUCUAGCAUCUUCCCUUCUCAUGAUGUUUCUCACUUACCUACUUCUUCCCCUAUUGCUGAUGUGGUUGCUGAUAUUUCUCAUCACCCACCUACACCAGCUUCUCCUCCUCUAACCUCACCUUCCACCUUACUUGACCUCUCUGAAUCUGCCUCCUUACAACCUACUCUACUUUGCAGGUCUACUAGACACCACAAAACACCUUCCUAUCUCCAAGACUACAAAUGUAAUUCUGCUUCCUCUUCUACCUAUCAACCUCACUGGUGUAACCUUGUCUCUUAUUCUCACUUUCCUAACACUUACAAAGCUCUUAUAUCCAAAUCAUGUGAACUUACUGAACCUCAUAACUACACUGAAGCAUCCACUGAUCCUCUAUGGGUAGAAGCUAUGAAUGCUGAGCUAUUAGCCUUGGAGACUAAUAAUACUUGGGAGUUGGUUCCUCUUCCCAAAGGCAAGAGAGCUAUAGGCUCUAAAUGGGUCUACAAAGUCAAGCUCAAAGCCAAUGGUGAGCUAUAA